AUGGCCUCACUCACCCCAUCGUCCGUCAUCCACAUCCAUGCCUACCCGCCCCCCAUCUUCACCUCCGCCCCCGUCCCCGAAACAAGCCCCUCCUCCUCCUCCCCCCCCUCCUCCUCCACCGCCACCGUUGCCAAAGAUCCCACCCCCCCAGCAACCCCGGCACCCCCAACCACGGAACCGGAAGCCCCCACCUCCCACCUCUCGACCCCCCAACUCCUCCCGGCCCCCCGGACCCUCAUCCCCGCCUCCGCCCUCGCGGCCAAAGCCACGUCGACGAAGACGACCGGCGCCGCCGCCAAGCCGGUCGUCACGCGGGAAGGUCCCGUGGAGGUCGAACCGCCUCCUCCUUCUUCUUCUUCUUCUUCUCCUCCUUCUUCUUCUUCUUCUUCUUCUUCUUCUUCUUCUUCUUCUUCUUCUUCUUCUUCUUCUUCUUCUUCUUCUUCUUCUUCUUCUUCUUCUUCUUCUUCUUCUUCUUCUCCUUCGUCGUCGUCGAAAAAGGACGGAAAGGCGGUGGCGGAACGGCCCAGGACCAGGAAUGGGUAUUUGCCGGUUGGGACGGACGUUGCGGGUGGUGGUGGGAUGGGGAUGGGGAAGAUGGGGAAAGCGGGUGGGGAUGGGGAUGGGGGGGAGAAUUGGGUGAGGUAUCGGGUCGUGGAGAGUGGGAUCACGACGACGGUGGAGGGGUUGGAGGGGGGGGGGAGGAGGACUGUAUGGGUGCGAACGGAUAGGGAAGUUACCGUCCUGAUCGAGCCGGCCGAGGGGGACAAGGCCAAGGAAGAGAAGAAGCAGAAGAAGAAGGAGACGGUCGUGGGAGGGUCGAGUGCGAGGCGGAGGGCGAGGGUGGCGGGGUCGCGCUGA
Messenger RNA from Letharia columbiana, 858 nucleotides. RefSeq lists its product as uncharacterized. The transcript is spliced from 3 exons. Lineage: Eukaryota; Fungi; Ascomycota; Lecanoromycetes; Lecanorales; Parmeliaceae. The coding region runs from base 1 to 858 and encodes 285 amino acids. The record is from RefSeq and is a predicted model, not a curated record.